Messenger RNA from Moneuplotes crassus, 1393 nucleotides. The record is from the annotation of a GenBank genome assembly. Lineage: Eukaryota; Ciliophora; Spirotrichea; Euplotida; Euplotidae.
AUAGAGUUACUAAAAUUAAAUGAAUUUCAGUAGUGUCAUUGAUGAGAAUCUUUCUCAAGAUAUUCUUGAUGAAGAUGUCAUUGCCCCACGGAGGAUUAACUCAUUGCAUUCGGAAGAUAAAAUAUCUUGCUCCCCUUUUCAGAGGAAAAAUGAUCACUUCAGGAAAGCAACUUCUUGAUCAGUUCACAAAAACAGUUCAAACGCCGACAGACAAGCUUUGGAGAUUUGUAAAAAGAAAGCAAUGGGAGUCAAGAAAUUUUCCUCUCAAAAUCAAUGAAAUUUUAAAAGUUUACAAAAAGAUAUAAGAUAUCUGCUCCACCAAGCUAUGAAGAUAAGAAAUUUGUAUGAUGCAGAGUUUGAAAGACGCAUUGAGCCUAAGUAUAACGACCCACCUCAACAAUUACUUAUCAAAAGUGAAAUAAGAGUUGUCACGAUGGCAGAUAUUCAAAAGCCUGAGUAGGCUAUUAAAUCAUGCUAAGCAUAAUUAAUACCUUAAUCAUUCACUAUCACCUCCUGUUUGAAUUUUGAAAAUAUCCACAUUCCUGGAGAAUUAAUCCUGCAAUGUGAAAGAAUUUAAGUCACCUAGUACCAUACUCUCUAAAUAAUAAUCGAAAUCCAUGAAUCUCUGAUCGAUUUUACAGGAUACUUCAAUACAAAACUAGGAAUGCAAGGUCUUUUGUUAAUCCGUCCUCUUCCAUCAGGUCUUAGCCUAUCACUGCUAGCUAUGACUCCUCCGUUGAGUAAUGUUGAACAAGAGUUCUGGAUUUAUUGAGUAUUUGAGGAUGGAAAUUAGAAAGAAGAGACAUGAGCAGUCAGAAGUUAGCCUCGAUUCAGAUAGAUGUUACUACUACGAGAAUAGUACAUCCUGUAAAAUUCAAUUCUUGCUGUGCUGCCUUUGAAAACCACUCAGAAUUUCUAAAAUUAUAAAAACUGGCAAACAAGGCUAUAAUAAAAAUGAUCAAAAUUAAUGGAGACUCGUUUUAGUAUAAAAUAAGUGCUCAUAGUAACAGUAUAUUUAGAUAGUUCUAAAUAAACUAAGUUUAGAGCUUUCAGUAAUCAGUAAAACCUCUGCCAUUUUUGAGGUUAACAACAAGAAUUAUCGAAUGUAUUUAAAUAUGAAUUUCAUGUCCAAGUUCGUCAGUUGGAAUUUAGAGUAUUUAAAUCAUUUCCUAUGUCAUUUGAGACAUAAGAAUCAUAUUUAGAAAAAUUUAUUUGAAGCUGCAAGAAUUACAAUUAUUUGAGUUUCAUUGAGAAAGUAUACUAGAAUAGUAAAGUACCAGGUGGUAUUUGAAGAUCAUCUGAAUAAUCAUAUAAAAUAUUUAUUCCAUUACUCACUUGCAACUCUGGAUCUCUUCUUUUUGUAUAUCAGUGAAACCUGCCACUCUUGUGAUUG